CAAUCGAUCGAACUCCAUUAUUCCUCGCCACAAGAACACUUGAGCUCUACCAGAGGGGAGAGAUCAGGAUGGCGUCUGUCCUCGCUUCUACCAUCCUGCUCCUCGUCCUGGUCGCCGCGGCCGACGCGGCGACCUUCACGGUCAUCAACAAGUGCCAGUACACGGUGUGGGCGGCAGCGGUGCCGGCCGGCGGGGGCAGAAAGCUGGACGCGGGGCAGACGUGGAGCAUCGACGUGCCGGCGGGCACGACGGGCGGGCGCGUGUGGGCGCGCACGGGGUGCAACUUCGACAGCGCCGGCAACGGGCGGUGCCAGACGGGCGACUGCGGCGGCAAGCUGCAGUGCACGCAGUACGGGCAGGCGCCCAACACGCUGGCCGAGUUCGGGCUCAACAAGUACAUGAACCUCGACUUCUUCGACAUCUCCCUCAUCGACGGGUUCAACGUGCCCAUGUCUUUCAUCCCCGCCCCCGGCUCCCCCGGGUGCCCCAAGGGCGGGCCGCAGUGCCCUCGGGUGAUCACGCCGCAGUGCCCCAACGAGCUGCGGGCGGCCGGAGGGUGCAACAACGCGUGCACGGUGUUCAAGGAGGACCGGUACUGCUGCACAGGGUCGGCGGCGAACAACUGCGGGCCGACGGACUACUCGAGGUUCUUCAAGGGGCAGUGCUCCGAUGCCUACAGCUACCCCAAGGACGACGCCACCAGCACCUACACCUGCCCCGGCGGCACCAACUACCAGGUCAUCUUCUGCCCAUGAUCGAGCUAAAACUAGGCAGCCAUUGAAGCGGUCUCGAUCGGGCACACAGACAAGAAGGAGUCUAUCCGAUCUUAUAUCAAAAUAAGCGUGAUUGGAUGCAUAUGUUCAUAUGUACAAUCACAUGUAAGCGGGAAAGGGAUGUAUUCGACAAGGAAAUUGCUAAAAAGAUUUGAGAGAGCUAUUUACUAUA
Triticum urartu is the source of this 945-nucleotide messenger RNA. Its product is annotated as alpha-amylase/trypsin inhibitor. NCBI's taxonomy places the organism in Eukaryota, Viridiplantae, Streptophyta, Magnoliopsida, Poales, Poaceae. The record is from RefSeq and is a predicted model, not a curated record.